AUGGCCAAUGUAACCCUGACGACAGAAUUCCUCCUUCUGAGAUUCUCGGAGGUUCGGGAGCUGCAUCUGGUCCACACCGCGUUUGCUGAGUAUUUCCUCCUCACGGCCAUCUCCUAUCACCGCUAUGCCACCAUCUGCAUCCCCUUGCGCCACGACGUCAUCAUGGACCGAGGGCUUCCUCCCUCGGACAUGGCUGAUGUCAUCAGGGGAAUACCACAAAUGAGGCCACCGUCAUCUUCUGCCUGCUUCUGUGGACAUUGGAGACUUCCCCACUUCCUCUGUGAGAUGCCCACCAAGCUCAAGCUGGCAUAUGUGGACGUCUGGCCCAAUGAGAUUCGGCUCUUAGUGGGCACUUUCGUCCUGAUUCUCCUGCCCUUGAGCCUGAUCACAGUUUCCUAUGGAUCCAUUGCCAGGGCCAUGCUGAGGAUCAAGUCACCUCGGGUCCGGAGGAAGUCCCUGGGCACCUGUGGAUGCCACCUCCUGGUGGUCACUCCCUUUUACGGGUCCAACAUGGUGGUCUGCAUCGGGCCCAACAGCUCCUUUUCUGGGACUUUCGACACGUUUCUGACCCUCUUCUACACCCUGAUCACCCCCACCCUCAACCCGCUCAUCUACACCCUGAGUAACAAGGACGUGAAGGGGGCAGGGAGAAGGAUUCUGGGAAAAGACCAGAGUUCAGAAAAGGGCUAA
Molecule: messenger RNA, 690 nt
Organism: Tachyglossus aculeatus (Australian echidna)
Lineage: Eukaryota; Metazoa; Chordata; Mammalia; Monotremata; Tachyglossidae
Product: olfactory receptor 10-like
Exons: 4
Coding region: 1-690 (229 amino acids)
Biological process (GO): G protein-coupled receptor signaling pathway
Cellular component (GO): membrane
Molecular function (GO): olfactory receptor activity; G protein-coupled receptor activity
Source: RefSeq, a predicted model, not a curated record